Aspergillus viridinutans is the source of this 1080-nucleotide messenger RNA. RefSeq names its product zinc-binding alcohol dehydrogenase family protein. The coding region runs from base 1 to 1080 and encodes 359 amino acids. The transcript is spliced from 3 exons. The record is from RefSeq and is a predicted model, not a curated record. Gene Ontology annotation, molecular function: oxidoreductase activity, acting on NAD(P)H. Lineage: Eukaryota; Fungi; Ascomycota; Eurotiomycetes; Eurotiales; Aspergillaceae.
AUGGGGUCGAUUGGUACUGGGGCUCUUGUGCCUCCAACAACUCAGCGUGCGGUGAUCGUGGAGGCUGGAGAUCGGGUGCGUGUACGAGACGAUGUGCCCCCGCCCACGCUUGAAAAAGACCAGUUCUUGAUCCGAACGGAAGCCGUGGCUGUCAAUCCCAGCGACACCAAAAUGCGCGGCGCCUUCGUGACCCCUGGUGGUGUUCUAGGCACUGAUUAUGCGGGAACCGUCGUCGCUUGUGGGCCUGAGGUCACAGACGUAGAGGUGGGCGACAGAGUGUGCGGAGCUCAGCAUGCCAUGAACGCUAACACACCUCAUCGUGGAUCAUUCGGAGAAUACAACAUUUCCGCUGGCAAGAUCUGGUUGAAGCUACCUGCCUCCGUCAGCACUGAAGGCGCCGCCACGUUUGGUGCCGGUAUCAGCACUGCAGGGCUGGCUUUGAAGCUUCUAGGGCUGCCUCUGCCUGAUGCUGCCGUUCAGAAGCCUGCAUACAUUCUUGUGAACGGCGGCAGUACAGCGAACGCAACCAUUGCUAUACAGCUGCUGAGACUUGUGAAUAUGAUCCCAUUAGCUACCUGCUCUCCAAAGAAUUCAGACCAAGUCAAAGCAUACGGUGCCCAAGCGACCUUUGACUAUCGCGACCCGGACUGCGCCACUAAGAUUAAAGCUUACACGGGAAACAACCUGCGCUACGCUCUCGACUGCAUCACGACAGCGGAAUCCACCAGCCUCUGCUUCGCCGCCCUUGGUCGCGCCGGCGGCAAGUACGUUUCCCUGGACCCGUUUCCGCAGCACGCCGCCACGCGCGCCACUGUGAAGACCGACUGGGUCCUUGGACCAUCCAUCUUCGGUGAUGGGUCCACCUGGCCUACUCCAUAUGGCCGACCCCCGAGUGAGGAGAUUCGUGCUUAUGGCAAGAAGCUGUGGGCCGUGGCUCAGAAGCUGGUCGAUGAUGGCAAACUGCGACACCAUCCCGUGCGGAUCCUUGAAGGUGGGCUCGACCAGGUGUUGGUGGGUAUGGAGUUAGUGAGGAGUGGCAAGCUUUCAGGGGAAAAAUGUGUGGUUCGUCUAGUCAGGUAG